This is a messenger RNA of Cinclus cinclus, 3103 nucleotides long. RefSeq names its product glucocorticoid modulatory element binding protein 1 (gene GMEB1). Gene Ontology annotation, molecular function: DNA-binding transcription activator activity, RNA polymerase II-specific; RNA polymerase II cis-regulatory region sequence-specific DNA binding. Gene Ontology annotation, cellular component: nucleus. The transcript is spliced from 9 exons. The record is from RefSeq and is a predicted model, not a curated record. Bases 159 to 1880 code for a protein of 573 amino acids. Gene Ontology annotation, biological process: positive regulation of transcription by RNA polymerase II. Lineage: Eukaryota; Metazoa; Chordata; Aves; Passeriformes; Cinclidae.
UUGCUCCUUGGUGCCAGGUUGGGGGGUUCAGAGCUGGAGAGAGCUGCUGGCUCAGGAAGUUAUGAGUGAGAUUACACUAGGGGGAAUUGCCUCUGGGAUCUGUUCCCAGCUCUUGUGAUCCACAGGGAGGAGAAAACCUUGCUGGGUUCAUGUGAGAGAUGGCGAAUGCCGAAGUGAGCGUCCCUGUGGGGGAUGUGGUGGUUGUACCAAGUGACGGGAAUGAAGGGGAGAACCCGGAGGAUACCAAAACCCAAGUGAUCUUGCAGCUCCAGCCCGUGCAGCAAGGUUUGUUUAUGGAUGGCUGCUUUCACCACAGGAUUUACCAAGAGGGCUCUGAGGCCAGUGCUGCUGUGGUGGCCGUGGAAACCCACACCAUCCACAAGCUGGAAGAAGGGAUUGACCCCAGCAGCCUUGAAACGAGUGAGGAAAUUGAGAUUGCCUAUCCCAUCACCUGUGGGGAGAGCAAAGCUAUCCUUCUCUGGAAGAAGUUUGUCUGUCCAGGAAUUAACGUCAAGUGUGUGAAGUUCAAUGACCAACUGAUUAGCCCAAAGCACUUCGUUCACUUGGCUGGGAAGUCUACCCUGAAGGAUUGGAAGAGAGCCAUUCGCCUUGGAGGAAUCAUGCUAAGGAAGAUGAUGGAUUCGGGGCAGAUUGACUUCUACCAACAUGACAAAGUUUGCACCAACACCUGUCGAAGCACCAAGUUUGAUCUCCUGAUUAGCAGCGCCAGAGCACCAGUGCCAGGGCAGCAGAGUGUGGUGCAGACUCCAACUUCAGCUGAUGGGAGCAUCACCCAGAUCGCACUGUCAGAGGAGAGUAUGGAGGAGGGGAUCGAGUGGAACUCAGCUCUGACAGCUGCUGUCACCAUGGCCACUGAAGAAGGCAUGAAAAAGGACACGGAUGAGAUCUCAGAGGAUACGCUUAUGUUUUGGAAAGGAAUAGCUGAUGUGGGCCUGAUGGAAGAGGUGGUGUGCAACAUCCAGAAGGAGAUAGAAGAAGUCCUAAGAGGCGUGCAGCAGCGGUUGGGUCAGUCUCCCUUCCAGAUGACAGAUGCUGCAGUCCUGAACAACGUUGCCCAUACAUUUGGCUUAAUGGACACAAUCAAGAAGGUACUGGACAACAGGAAAAAUCAGACAGAGCAAGGAGAGGAGCAGUUUCUUUACACACUGGCAGACCUGGAACGGCAGCUGGAAGAACAGAAGAAACUUGCCAGGGACCAGAAGGCCAAGUCCCAAACCAUCCAGAAUGUGGUGCUGAUGCCCAUGAGUGCUCCCAAGCCCCCCAAGAGACCCCGUCUGCAGCGCCCAGCCUCUGCCACCAUCCUCAGCCCCUCCACUCCCAUCCAGCAGCCUCAGUUCACUGUCAUCUCCCCCAUUGCCAUCGCUCCUGUUGGACAGCAGUUCUCUGUGGGCAACAUCCCAGUGGCAACCAUCAGCCAAGGCUCCAGCCCAGUGACUGUUCAUACCUUGCCGUCUGGCUCCCAGCUCUUCCGAUACGCCACUGUGGUUUCAUCCUCCAAGACCAGCUCCUCAGACACUGUUACCCUGCACCCGUCCUCCAGCCUGGCACUGCUGAGCUCAGCAGCCAUGCAGGACAGCGGGGCCCUGGCCAACAUGGCGGCUGUGGUCAACCCCAUGGAACUGGUGGCCAUGGAGUCUGGUAUCACUUCCACCAUCCAAGCUGUGGAAGGCACCUCAGAUGAUGGGCAGACCAUCAUAGAGAUUGACCCAGCACCAGAUCCUGAGGCAGACACAGACGAAUCAGAUGGCAAAGCUGUGAUCCUGGAGACAGAGCUGAGGACUGAGGAAAAAGUGGUGGGAGAUGUGGAAGACCAUCAGCACCAGGUCCAUAAUGUGGAGAUUGUGGUCUUGGAAGACUAGUGGGGAAGGCAAGCAUCAGUUAGGGGAAGAGUUGGGAAUUUGUUUUAUUUCAGACUUUUUUGUUAAGCAUCCUUUCUAGCCACCCCAUUUGUUACCGUGGAUAUUUUCAUUGUACUGUAUAUUAUAUAUAUAUAUAUAUGUGUAAAAUUUUGGUUUUUUAAAACAAAGCUGGAGAUAUGUGAGAUGUGGAUAAGGCUCUGUCUCCCUGGAGCACUGAACAAUACCACCUGUGGCAAGGAGUGACAGGAUCUCUGCUGGACAGCCCAACCAGGAGGAACUAGCCAUGCCUCCAUGCUUUUGGUCCAGGGCUGCCCUGGCCCAGAGAUUUUAUUUGAGAGACAAUUAACACUUGAGUGUGGAUGUGGCUGUGAGAAGGGGUGACGGAUUUGGGGUGGAACAGGUACCUCAUUUAUAUUUUUAUUUUCCCCAGGGAAGGGAAUUCCGUUGGACCCUUCGCUGUCACCUCAAAUGGGAUUUUUUUUAUUAUCUUUCUUGCUUUGGGGAGGCCAACAGUACAAUGAAUUUACUGUCCAUGUUCUCCUCCUCCACACAAGUUGUUUUUAUAUCUUUAUUUUUUUGUAUUUGUUUGCUCUCUCCCUUCCUUUGUCCAGAUUUAUCAGCUGCAAAGACCUAGGACCUUUUCUCAGGGUCCCUGUAUCCCAAUCCCUUCUCUUCCCAUGGCACUUUCCCCCCAUCCCUUUCCCUGCCUGGCAAGGCUCGGUGCUGCAAACUCCACUUUUAAGACUCUGAGAUCACUUCAGCCUUUUGUAUAAGGCAAAAAAUACCAACUCAAGCUCAAACCCAGAUCCUCCCCCUUGGCUACUCAGCACCGCAGGGACCUUUCGGGGUGUACAAAGCAUGUUGUGCUGUUGCUUUCCGGAAGAGCCGGAUUUUAGAUCAGGACAGCUUCUGUUUACACUGUGUGCUGAGGCUGCUCCAUGCUUGUUGCUACUUGUUUGAUGGUUUUAUUUUUGUAUUAUUUUUUCUUCUUUCUUCCUAUAAUCUCUUGGCAGGGUUAGAACUAGCAUGUUGCUGAAAUACUGUGCACCCCAGUUUUCCCUUUUUUCCUCUUUUUUUUUUUUUUCCAGUGGUUGGAGAUCCAUUUGGGCUUUGCCAAACUGGGAAAAUGGAAGGGGGGAAGCACCGGGUGGCUUUAGACCUGCAGAGGUUUGGGAGGGUGGGAGCUGCUUGCCUGGAAAUAUUAAGCAAAACAGCAAAGGACA